AUGACGCAAUCACAUAUUGCAUUACUCUUCACAUUCCUCACCUUCAUCGACGUCUCGAUCGGCGCAUCCAACAUAUUCAACGUCGUUAGCUUCGGAGCCAAACCGGACGGUGUCACGGAUUCGACGGCAGCAUUCCUCAAAGCAUGGCAAGCGGCUUGCGGCUCGCCAGCUGCAGCCACUGUGAUGGUUCCGAGUGGGACAUUUCUAGUGAAGGGAAUAACGUUUGGAGGGCCAUGCAAGAGCAAACUUGAUUUUCAAGUAACCGGGACCAUCGUUGCUCCGGCCAAUUACAGAGCAUUUGGAAACUCCGGCUACUGGAUUCUCUUCAACAAAGUUAACAAAUUCUCACUAUUCGGCGGGACUUUCGACGCUCGAGCUAGUGGGUUCUGGUCUUGCCGGAAAUCUGGUCAGAAUUGUCCUCCCGGUGUUAGGUCAAUAACGUUCAACUCUGCAAACGACGUGAUCAUAAGUGGAGUGAAAUCGAUGAACAGCCAGGUCACCCAUAUGACCCUCAACGGUUGCACCAAUGUUGUCGUCCGAAACGUCAAGCUAUUGGCUCCCGGAGACAGCCCAAACACCGACGGCUUCGACGUUCAACACUCCACCGGAAUCACAUUCACCGGAAGCACCGUUCAGACCGGAGACGAUUGUGUUGCUAUCGGCCCUGGCACCCGCAACUUCCUCAUCUCCAAACUUGCUUGUGGCCCAGGUCACGGGGUUAGCAUCGGGAGCUUGGCUAAGGUAUUGAACGAAGAUGGAGUAGAGAACGUGACAGUAUCGAGCUCGGUAUUCACUGGAACACAAAACGGCGUGAGGAUAAAGUCGUGGGCGAGGCCGAGUACCGGAUUCGUUAAGAACGUCUUCUUCCAACACCUAAUCAUGAAGAACGUCCAAAACCCUAUCAUAAUCGACCAAAACUAUUGUCCUUCCAACCAAGGUUGCCCUACCGAGCAUUCGGGGAUAAAGAUAAGCCAAGUGACGUACAAGAACAUACAAGGAACGUCGGCGACAGAGCAAGCGGUGAAGCUGGUGUGUAGCAAGAGCACUCCGUGUACAGGAAUCACAUUACAAGACAUUAAGCUUACUUACAACAAAGGAACUCCUGCCACUUCCUACUGUUUCAAUGCUGUUGGGACUAGUCUCGGUCUUAUUCAACCUACUAGUUGUCUAAGAAGAUAA
This is a messenger RNA of Microthlaspi erraticum, 1179 nucleotides long. Lineage: Eukaryota; Viridiplantae; Streptophyta; Magnoliopsida; Brassicales; Brassicaceae. The record is from the annotation of a GenBank genome assembly.